Molecule: messenger RNA, 1056 nt
Organism: Lolium rigidum
Lineage: Eukaryota; Viridiplantae; Streptophyta; Magnoliopsida; Poales; Poaceae
Product: NAC domain-containing protein 20-like
Exons: 2
Coding region: 1-1056 (351 amino acids)
Biological process (GO): regulation of DNA-templated transcription
Molecular function (GO): DNA binding
Source: RefSeq, a predicted model, not a curated record
AUGGCAGACCACCUUCAUCAAAUUCAGCAGCAACAACACCAACAACAGGAGCAACAACAACUGGAUCUCCCGCCGGGGUUCCGGUUCCACCCGUCUGAUGAGGAGAUCAUCAUGUCAUACCUCACCCCCAAGGUGCUCGACAGGACCUUCGUCGCCACUGCCAUGGGGGAGGUCGACCUUAACAAGUGCGAGCCAUGGGAGCUGCCCGGGAAGGCGAAGAUGGGGGAGAAGGAGUGGUACUUCUAUUGCCAGAAGGACCGAAAGUACCCCACCGGGAUACGCACGAAUCGCGCCACGGAGGCGGGCUACUGGAAGGCCACCGGAAAAGACAAGGAGGUUUUCGGCACGCCACGGCAGGUGCUCAUCGGCAUGAAGAAGACGCUCGUGUUCUACAAGGGCAGGGCUCCAAAAGGGGAGAAGACCAACUGGGUCAUGCAUGAGUACAGGAUCGAGACAAGCAAGGAGCAGGGGCCCUACGCCACCAGUAGCGCCGCCGCCGCGGCUAUCAUCAAUGCAGCAUCCAAGGAUGAGUGGGUGGUCUGCAGGAUCUUCCAUAAGAGCUCUGGGAUCAAGAAGGUGGUGAUGCCAUCGUACACCAUGGCGGCGAUGUCCAUGUCCAUGGGGCAGCAGCAGCAGCAGCAGAGCUUCCUCGCCGGUACUCCAUGCAUGUUGCCUCCUCUCACGGACUACGCCACCGCGUCGUCAUCCUCCCUAGCGCCACCACCGCCUCAGUUGCAUACACCUUCGUACCAGCUGCAUGCAGCCGGCCCUGGUACCUCGAUGAUGGGCGCGGCCCUACCAAUGAAGAACGAACACUACUUUGGGAGCCACAGCCAACACCCGAUUAUGGCGCCGCCCAGGCCGCCCUUGUCAUUCUACCAGCAGCAGAUGCCGAUGAUGGACCAGGGCUUCAUGGCCGGGGCAGGGCUGGCGAGCGGGCCGUCUUCCAUGGUUUCGCAGGAGGAAGCCGGGACCACGCUGAGCAACAACGAACAGAGCAACGCCGCUGAGAUCUCGUCCGUGGAGAUGGGCAUGGAUGGCAUGUGGAAGUACUGA